Messenger RNA from Helobdella robusta, 1285 nucleotides. RefSeq lists its product as hypothetical. The transcript is spliced from 9 exons. Bases 23 to 1177 code for a protein of 384 amino acids. NCBI's taxonomy places the organism in Eukaryota, Metazoa, Annelida, Clitellata, Rhynchobdellida, Glossiphoniidae. The record is from RefSeq and is a predicted model, not a curated record.
GCUUUCAAAGCGAAACACUAACAUGUCUAACAAAAUUGUUAUACUUUUACUCACAUUUUAUCAAGUCCUGGAGGCAGAGGCAUGUGUUCUAAGGUCGACAGCCGUGGCAACUCCUUUAAACAACUCUAAUGACACAAGCGAUUGCUUGAUAAAACUCGCCUGCGCAACGACGGACGACAACAACGUCAUCAGCAUAGCAACCAGUCUGUACGACGUUCAGUAUGAAAAUCAGUGGAACAACUACAGCGACACCAUGCUCGCCAAAUGUGCAUGGUCCUGCAGAACUGUCGACCAGUGCGUUGGGUUCAACUUCAGAAACAGCAGGACAGCAAGCGGUGAUGGCAUAUUCUGCCACUUGUUCCUCACCAGGCCGAUUCUGUACCUCUCAAAUGAUGACUGCGUCUUCUACCAGGAAAUAAAAAGAAACGACACAAGUGCCAACCAGUUUGUUGUUAAUUCAGUUUCGAACAGUGAAGAAAUAUUGACAACUGUGGUUAUGAGACAUUUGAAAACUGUAGACAGCUUAACGAAGUUUAGAAAGUUGGACACAUGCAAAGAUGAAAGCGAUCAGACGACACGGCGCGUCAGAUGUUCAGACUUGAAGUUUUUCAAUCGUACAAAAGUUGAAGAACGAUGCGAAAGAUAUUUAGAAAAUAACUUUUGGACUCCAAUACAACGACGUAUGGAUGGUUCAAUUAACUUUUAUAGAAACUGGACAGACUACCAGUUGGGAUUUGGCAACAAAGGAGGAGAAUUCUGGAUCGGUAACAACAAGCUGCACGAAUUAACGUCCAAAAACAAUUACAAAUUACUCGUGGUUAUGGAAGAUUUUGAAAAAAUUGUGCGCUGUGCAUUGUACAGCACUUUCAGCGUUGGUCCUCCGGAGUCCAAUUACAAACUGACUGUUGGAGGCUACUCAGGAGAUGCAGGUGAUUCUUUCAGUCAACACAACAAUCUGCAGUUCAGCACUUAUGACGCCGAUCACGACACCUAUGGUCAAAAUUGCGCGGUGGAAUUUAAAGGGGCCUGGUGGUACGGUGCCUGCCAUCAUUCCAAUCUCAACGGCGUUUAUUUGAAAGGAGUUCAUACAACGCAUGCCGAUGGCGUCAAUUGGUUGGCCUUCAAGGGCCACAAAUAUUCACUCAAGUUUACUGAGAUGAAAAUUGCUAUUGUUUAAUUUUUAAAUUAUUUCUAAUACGAUAAACUUAUCUCAAAAUAAAUUUUGUUUUAUUUUUUUAAUCGUUUUGUAUCAAAAGUGUUUACAAAAUUAAACUGAGUCUCUAAA